UCCGCGCAGUACAGAAUCGCUACCAAGGUAGUUAAAAUCUCACACUCUCGCUCGAAGGCCAAAGUGAAGCCAUCGACUGCGAGACUCUUCGCGUCUCACCACCGCCGUAUCAGAAAUUUCAUCCGAUUCAGAAUCCGGGCCCCGACCCGGCCCGCACUAUCAAGGGGGAAGAUAUGAGCAAGAAAGUGAACCCCACUGUCUUCUUUGAUGUAUCCAUUAAUGAGGCUCCGACUGAAAGGAUUGUUAUUGAGCUUUUCGAGGAUGCUGCUCCUAAGACAGCAGAAAACUUCAGGGCUCUCUGUACAGGUGAGAAGGGCAUUGGAAAGUCUACAGGCAAACCUCUCCACUACAAAGGAUCACAAUUUCAUCGAAUUAUAAAAGGAUUUAUGGCCCAAGGUGGAGAUUUUUCAGCUGGAAACGGAACUGGUGGAGAAAGUAUUUAUGGAGGAAAGUUUGCAGAUGAAACUUUUAAAUUGAAGCAUGAUAGACCUGGCCUUCUGUCUAUGGCAAAUGCCGGUCCAGAUACAAAUGGGUCUCAAUUCUUUAUCAUCUUCAAUCCUACACCACAUCUUAAUGGGAAACAUGUUGUUUUUGGGAAGGUCACAAAGGGAAUAGAUGUAGUUAAGAAAAUGGAGAGAGCUGGUUCAGAUAGCGGGAAACCUUCUCAACCAGUGAAAAUUGUUGACUGUGGUGAAGUUGAGGAUAGUAGAAUCCUCAUUGCAACAGAGAAAGAGAAAGGGAAAAAGAGAAAAUCAGUGAAGAUUUCAUCUUCUGAGGAUAGUUCUGAUGAGGAAGUGAGAGGAAGGCACAAAAAAUCUCUGAAGGGAAGAAGAAAGAGAAGCAAGAAAUAUUCUUCGUCUGAUUUAGACACAUCAGAUUCUUCUUCUUCAGAUUCAGAUUCAGAUUCAUCCAACUCAAGUUCUCUUAGUGAUGAAAGGCGUAGGAAGAGGAAAUCUGGGAAAAGAGAUAAGCAUUACCGUUCAAGGAAAAGAAGAGAUGGAAAGAAAGAGAGGAAGAGAAGCCGACAUGCCAAACAGUCAAGGCGCAAGUUGAAACGGAGGUCAGAAAGUUCAAGUGAUACUGAAAUGGAGAGUGCUAGGACCAGCGGAAGCAGUUCUGAUGAUGAUAAAGAUAGUCAUGUUUCUUCUCGGAAAAACGGCAAUUUAAAGAAUGCAGAAACGAAACCUCCUGGAAAUCUUGAUGUGGGAAAUGAACUUCCUCAGGGAGGGAAAAAAUCCAUUGAACAGAGAAACAAUAUAAACAAAAGUGGGGACAAGUCAUCCCAGGAAGAAGGUCAAUAUCCUCCAAAGAAGAAUGAUGUUAGUGUAACUAAUGGGCAUAAAGCCGAAGCAAAAACUGCUAAGCAACAGUACUCAGAUGACUCAAACAAGUCCAGAAGUCCAUCUUGCAGCGCAAGUCUUAAAAGGAUUAUUGGCAGAAGUCCACCAAGGAAUUCCCUUGAGCAAAAGAGAGGAAGGCCUUCUAGAAGUCCAUUGGGUAGCCCUGUCCGGAGAGCUCCUGAACCUUCUACUUCAAACCAUGAACGUGGUUUGUCAAGAAGCACUUCUCCAAAUGGCACUCCCAAGCGCAUCAGGAAGGGACGUGGCUUCACUGAUCAGUAUGCCUUUGCACGUCGCUACCGUACUCCAUCCCCAGAGCGGACACGGGGUAACUCUUAUCGAUAUGGUGGAAGAGAUAUUUAUAGAAGUAACCGUGACAGAUACUUGAGCUACCGUAAUUAUUCUGAGCGUGGGCAACCUCGACGUGUGCGAAGCCCACCAAGAGGCAGGAGUCCUCCCAGGUCUCGAAACCAGAGAAGUCGAAGUAGGAGCAUUUCUCGAAGCCCUGGUGGACAUCGUGGCCGAAGUAGGGACCGCAGUCCAGCAGAUCGGCCUCGUGUGAGUGACAGAUUAAAAUCCCGCCUUGGACCAUGCAUUGGUGAUCAGCACUCUCCAGACAGAGAUAGGGCUAAGUCCAGGUCCAGGAGUCGAGAGACGUCUCAUUCUAGAUCUCCAGUUGCUGCACCCAAGCGUCGGAACAAGACUUCUAGGUCUCCUAGUGAGUCAAGAUCAAGCUCUCCAGCUGAACAAAGGGGGUUGGUCUCAUAUGACGAUAUCAGUCCCUGAAUCCUGGUUCAUGAGAACUUCAGAAGAGAAGCAAAUGAUACCAAAACAAAAUGCAUGCAUCAAAACAGAUUAGAGGUGUUGGACUUGGUUUUGCAUGUGUCAUAGAAUGUGAAUGUAAUGGAAUCCUCAUUUCAGAGGAUGUCCGAGCUUUUCAUUUUCAAUCCAAUAUCACAAGAGACUGCGAGAUAGUUCUGAGACA
Molecule: messenger RNA, 2325 nt
Organism: Argentina anserina (silverweed cinquefoil)
Lineage: Eukaryota; Viridiplantae; Streptophyta; Magnoliopsida; Rosales; Rosaceae
Product: peptidyl-prolyl cis-trans isomerase CYP63
Exons: 14
Coding region: 174-2126 (650 amino acids)
Biological process (GO): protein folding; protein peptidyl-prolyl isomerization
Molecular function (GO): peptidyl-prolyl cis-trans isomerase activity
Source: RefSeq, a predicted model, not a curated record